UGAAUUCAAAUUUUGGUAUACUGCGUGGUAGAAAAGCACAUCACCUGCGGUUGAAUUGGGAUGGAUUAUUUUCAUCUGCUAGGUAGUGAUUUUGCAGUAACAGCGUAUAAAUAGUUUCAUGUACUGCUUUUCUAUUAAUUGAUUUAACUAGAGUUGACACACAGGACGUAUUUAGAUAUGCUUAAGCUUAGUUGUUUGACACUUUUACUCGUCUUAUCUUAUGCUUCUUUAAUGGAAAUGAUACAACUGGAUUUUAAGAUUUGUGGAGUAAAGUGUUUGACUGGGAGAGCUGUGAAUAAGUUUAUCCUUCACUUGAAGUGUCGAAAUAAUACUCAAAAGGUAAUUAAUUCCGGAAGGAACACUUGUCUGUUGCAGUCAUAUCAGCAAACCAGUAUCAAUAAAGGGCAAAUGAAAAUAACGUAUGAUUCAGAAUUGGAUGAAAAAGAUUGUCAUUUGUCACCGGAGAUAAUAAAAUCACCAGAAGCAUUAAUUGCCAAUUUGUCCUUUGGAUGCAAUACUGAUAUUACAUAUGCCAUCGAUCCUUUGUCUGUGCUCCAUGGAAAUCCAGCACAUUUCGUUUCGUUAAAUGAGAGUCAGCCUCUUUUAAUUACGGCAGACAAUGUCAACAUCUUCCUGCAGCCUAUGUUUAAAGACAUUGAUUGUAUAUCAAAGCAUCAUUGUACUUGGUCGGCAUAUAAUAUUCACUGGAGUACUGAUCGAGAACUUAUGUAUAAUGGAUCUCAGCUUGGAUUUCUCGAGUCUCCUUUGAUAUUUGGUACAAAUGGAAAUGAUUGUUUAAAAUGGAAAAUGGCAGGGUCUGGAAAUGUUACAAUUCUUGUUAGAAGCUACGAUUUGAAGAGGGUCUUUGUGAUGAAAUCCUAUCUCUUGACAGAAAAGUACAUGGAAUACAGUUUAAAAAUGGGAAAAAUACAUGUACCAUUUUUUGUGCGUCUUCAGUUUUCCGAAGUUAUAAACGAGUCUAUCAAAAUAUCCGAAAUUGUAUUUAAAUUUUGCAGAUCAGAGAUUUUUAGAAAUUGCACGUUUGAAGUGACCCCUGUGUGUCCCUUUGUUGAUUCCUUUAAUGGUUGCAGGCUUACUAGGACACAUGGCGAUCCACACAAAGACACCAAUGAAUGGAUGUUAGUAACACGGAAGGACUAUUGCAAAAGCGUUAAGGAGCUUACAUCAUCUUUCAAAACAGUGAUAUUUCCACCCAUACUUGGAAGAAAUACGUGCCAAAUACUGUUGACAACUUAUGGAAACUUGAGGUGGUACUGGAGAAUUUGCUUCCUUGACAACACCUGUAGUAACAGAACAAUUCCAGCUGAAAUUAAUGCCACACCAUCUCUUCAAACCUACAUCUUUCCUGUCUCAAACAUCUCUCAGAGAUAUAAACUUGAAUUCAGCACUGUUCAUCUGGAUAGUAUGAAGUUCCUAGGAAUCAUAAAAAUAGCCUUUUCAGAAAGUUGUUUUCAAAAUUCCUCGUCUUCAGCAUUGAUUCCCUUAGAUUUUACUCAAAGAGAUGGGAUUCAAUUGAAACCUAGCAUUUUUAUGGUUAUUGCAGUUUUGGUCCUAUGUUUACUCGUUCUGUUUAUUAUCUCCCUUGGUAUAGCCAGAAAAAGACGAGGAUUCUGCCCACAUCUUAAGCCUCCAGACUCUACUGACAAAAAAGUGUCAAUACACGACUUUUUAGCUACAAUGACUGUAGAAAAAACUUUGGAGAGUAUAUUAACAGAAGGGAAUCCAAAUUAUCGAUGGUAUAGUCACAGAUUGUUGAAAGGAACGAUUGUUGAUAUAGAUAAAUCACAAAUUCAAAUACAUACAGAUAUAGCAGCUCGUAAUUGUCUGCUUACAAAUUUAGGACCCAAUCGAGUUGCAAAACUUGGAGAUUUUGGCCUUGCCAAAGAUAUAUUGUUGAAGGACUACUACAGAAAGGAGGGGACCGCCUUACUUCCCAUUCGAUGGAUGCCCCCAGAGGCGUUUCUUGAAGGAUAUUUUACAUCAAAAUCAGAUGUUUGGUAA
Messenger RNA from Saccostrea cuccullata (small rock oyster), 2022 nucleotides. RefSeq lists its product as uncharacterized. Gene Ontology annotation, cellular component: signaling receptor complex; plasma membrane. Gene Ontology annotation, molecular function: ATP binding; transmembrane receptor protein tyrosine kinase activity. Gene Ontology annotation, biological process: regulation of neuron differentiation; cell surface receptor protein tyrosine kinase signaling pathway; multicellular organism development. Bases 178 to 2022 code for a protein of 614 amino acids. The record is from RefSeq and is a predicted model, not a curated record. The transcript is spliced from 13 exons. Lineage: Eukaryota; Metazoa; Mollusca; Bivalvia; Ostreida; Ostreidae.